AUGACAUCGAAUGAGAACUACCCCAUCUUCCGAGAAUGUCUCUCAAGCGCAAUUGUUGCGCGCUCGGAAAAACCGGCGUCCAAACGCAGAACCAAGGUCAAGCGCAAUGGACGUAAGGAAGUGACCGUGACAAAAACCGAAAUUGUAACCACCGAGCGAGCAAAUCCAGAAGAGCUGGCCGAGUUUAUCGAUUUCAUCGCAUCUGAAACCUUCGACUCCUUCCCCGAAGACCUUAAAACACUUUCCUACGCCGCAAUCCAACAUGAUACAGACCUUGCGAAGACCUAUAUACCGCCCGAGAAAGAUACCCCUCUUGACCGUGCGGUGCUUGAGUCAAUAUGCACAGUAACACCCGUCGAUGUCACUGAUUCAUUGUCAGUCUACGGACUGAUCCCCGACCCGGCCGAUUUCCCGGAUUUCAUAUCCUCGGUGCUGUCGGAGUAUAUAAGUGGCGUGACAACUGGGCCACCGGCGUGGUCGACCACGAAGACGGAUGCGUGUGAGAUUUGCGAACGAGAUUGGAUCCCGUUGUCGUAUCAUCAUUUGAUUCCGCGGGGAGUCCAUGCUAAGGUCAUGAAGAAGGGGUGGCAUGACGAGUGGAUGCUGAAUAGCGUGGCGUGGCUAUGUAGGGCAUGUCAUAGCUUCGUACAUCGCAUGGCAGGGAAUGAGGAGUUGGCAAGAGAGUGGUUCACUAUCGAGAGAAUCAUGGAGAGGGAGGAUGUAAGGGAUUGGGCAAACUGGGUUUCGAGGGUAAGAUGGAAGGCUACCUGA
This is a messenger RNA of Penicillium verhagenii, 771 nucleotides long. RefSeq names its product HNH endonuclease. The transcript has 2 exons. The record is from RefSeq and is a predicted model, not a curated record. The coding region runs from base 1 to 771 and encodes 256 amino acids. NCBI's taxonomy places the organism in Eukaryota, Fungi, Ascomycota, Eurotiomycetes, Eurotiales, Aspergillaceae.